Messenger RNA from Ectocarpus sp. CCAP 1310/34, 648 nucleotides. The record is from the annotation of a GenBank genome assembly. Lineage: Eukaryota; Phaeophyceae; Ectocarpales; Ectocarpaceae.
CUGGCACAAGGCCACAGGAGUUCGGGUUCGGUUUCGCGGCCACAAAGGGGACCAGUCGGAGAAGGGGGCGUGCGUUACACGAGUGCGCGAAGUAGCACGAGGCGCGAGUUCUCAGAUUGGAGCCGUGGCGGUGCCGUGGCGGUGUUGGUGGAAUUGAUGGCGUGCCAUCUCGCGUUACCUGAGGACGCUCCUCUGUGUUCGUGCCGCUGUAGGAGGAGCAAGACGAUUAAGGUUUGGGGAUAUUCCAAAGCUCUUAGCGCCCUUCGCCAGAUUGUGGAGGAGGCAGGUGGCGACCCGAAACAGGUUGGCCUGCAUUCGUUGAGAAUCGGGGCCACCACCACGUUGGCAGCAGGAGGAGACGUACCGGACAGAACUACACAGAGAGAGGGUAGAUGGAAGGAAGGCUCGAAUACGUUGAAAAUAUGUACUAGGAAUAAUAUGGUGGACGUAGACAUGGUAUCCCGUAAACUAGCCUAGGGGAAGAAGACGGAGCAGAAGAAGGGUUAGCAUACACGAAGGUACGGGCAAGGGGACAGAAUGCCAUCCCACUAAACGUCGAUGUUGGUGGAUGUCAAUGGUAUGGAGUACCACUGGGGGGUCUCGGUGUACUGAGACGGCAUUUUGUGUGGACCUGCCAGUUGACAUGGA